Molecule: messenger RNA, 3526 nt
Organism: Phodopus roborovskii (desert hamster)
Lineage: Eukaryota; Metazoa; Chordata; Mammalia; Rodentia; Cricetidae
Gene: Wnt4
Product: Wnt family member 4
Exons: 5
Coding region: 155-1210 (351 amino acids)
Biological process (GO): canonical Wnt signaling pathway; cell fate commitment; multicellular organism development
Cellular component (GO): extracellular region
Molecular function (GO): frizzled binding; cytokine activity
Source: RefSeq, a predicted model, not a curated record
AGCGGGCGCAGCAGCGGGCGGCGCGGCCGGCUGCUCGGAGGCUGAGCCCCGCCGCGCGCCCCGGCCCGGCGCCCCAGCCCGUCCGCGCGGCGCCCACCUGCCGCCCCGACGGGAGCCUCGCGGACGCUGCCCGGGGCCGGGCGCCCGAGACACCAUGAGCCCCCGCUCGUGUCUGCGGUCGCUGCGACUCCUUGUCUUCGCCGUGUUCUCGGCCGCCGCGAGCAACUGGCUGUACCUGGCCAAGCUGUCAUCAGUGGGCAGCAUCUCCGAAGAGGAGACGUGCGAGAAGCUCAAAGGCCUGAUUCAGAGGCAGGUGCAGAUGUGCAAGCGGAACCUAGAGGUGAUGGACUCAGUGCGCCGGGGCGCCCAGCUGGCCAUCGAGGAGUGCCAAUACCAGUUCCGGAAUCGACGUUGGAACUGCUCCACAUUAGACUCCCUGCCUGUCUUCGGGAAGGUGGUGACACAAGGGACUCGGGAAGCGGCCUUUGUGUACGCCAUCUCUUCAGCAGGUGUGGCCUUUGCGGUGACAAGGGCAUGCAGCAGUGGAGAGCUGGAAAAGUGUGGCUGUGACCGGACAGUGCAUGGGGUCAGCCCACAGGGGUUCCAGUGGUCAGGAUGCUCGGACAACAUCGCCUAUGGCGUAGCCUUCUCACAGUCCUUUGUGGAUGUACGGGAGAGAAGCAAGGGGGCCUCCUCCAGCAGGGCGCUCAUGAACCUUCACAACAACGAGGCCGGCAGGAAGGCCAUCUUGACACACAUGCGGGUGGAAUGCAAGUGCCAUGGGGUGUCAGGCUCCUGCGAGGUGAAGACAUGCUGGCGAGCCGUACCGCCCUUCCGCCAGGUGGGCCACGCACUGAAGGAGAAGUUUGAUGGUGCCACUGAGGUAGAGCCACGUCGCGUGGGCUCCUCCCGGGCACUGGUACCACGGAAUGCACAGUUCAAGCCACACACAGAUGAGGACCUGGUGUACCUGGAACCCAGUCCAGACUUCUGCGAGCAGGACAUGCGCAGUGGUGUGCUGGGCACCCGGGGCCGCACAUGCAACAAGACAUCCAAGGCCAUCGACGGCUGUGAGCUGCUGUGCUGCGGCCGUGGCUUCCACACAGCACAGGUGGAGCUGGCGGAGCGCUGCGGCUGCAGGUUUCACUGGUGCUGCUUCGUCAAGUGCCGACAGUGCCAGCGACUCGUGGAGAUGCACACGUGCCGGUGACUGCGCCCACCUGUGCCCAGCAUCACCUGUGUGGCCCAGGGAAGGCCAAUAAUUUAAACAGUCUCCCACCGCCUACCCCAAGAGAUACUGGUUGUAUUUUUGGUUUUGGUUUGGUUUUUGGGUCCUCAAGUUAUUUAUUGCCAAGAAUAGGCAGGCAACCCCAAGGGCGCCAACCAGGGCCUCCCCAAGCCUGAGCCUUUGUGUGUGGCUGCCACUGACCAAAGGGACUUUUGUUUAUGCCUCUGGCUGUCCACAUUGACCACUGCUGACUACUCACUCAGCUGUUGUCGGUGUCUAUUUUUCUACAUGUAGACUAAAAAGUGGGUAACAGGGAGUGACUGUGGACCCACCUUCCAGGGAAACAGAUGGCCCUAUGGCAGGGACAGCAGCUUCUAUCUUGGUGGAGUUUCUAUCACCGGCAAUAAAGGAGCUUGUGCCUCUGCAUCCCCGAAUACACAGGGACGGCUGCCUGAUAAUGAACCUGGUAGCCCUGGCUCUUAAGGUCCCUAGAAAGGGAAGGGACAGGUACAGGUCAAAGGCUAAGUGCUCCUCUCAGCCCUCACAUGAACAGCGAGAUUGCAGGCAGGCACACAGAUGAAAGGGGGCAAGAAUGGCCACCUGAGGCCAGCCUGCCUCAGUCUCCUGCUGGGAAAGGGAAACUGCCCCUACUCCUAGACCCUCCUAGACAGGGUAAGGCCAUCACCCUGGAUCAGGUCCUAGCUUGGGCCUAGCAAGUCACAUACCCAUGAGUCACCCUCACGACACACAGAGAGACAAUUAGGGACUGUGCAGAGAUUCCCGCCCUACGAUAUCUCACUCACUUAACAAAAUGUAUUGAGCAAACACUAUGCCCCAGGCCCUGUCCUGGGCUAUCUCCCUUGGUGACCACGUACGUCCUGGGAACAAACAGAGGCACAUGCCCUCUUUACAGCAGGUAGUCAUGCCUGUCAGCGCCCCAAGACCUUGGCAGAGGCAGGGCCAGGCUCCUCCUUAGUCCCUGUAUCCAGUGGCAGAGAUACAUAGGCCUCUUUGGCCCUAAGCAAUGGGACAGGGGCUCCGGCUAGAAAUAAAGGUACAGGCAGGCAGUAGAAGCCAGAGACCACAGGUGGGGCUGGGGCCCACAUGGUUGCAGCGGGAUAAAGGCACCUCCAUCCCCAGGACCUCGGCCCUAAGGCCUUGAGUACAGUAAGGACAAAAGAUUCCCCAAGGAACAUCAUCGGUAGCUGGUGCCUGGCCCAUUGCACCAGCCAAACUGUCAAAUAUCUACCAAGUGUUCUGCACACAAGACACACAGAGACCCAACUCCUUCUCAGUGGGUGACCAAUCCUCAGAGGAAUUUCCCAGCAUGGUCUCCAAGUUGCUCCCAUGUUCAGGACUCCAGGUUUGAUGUCUGCAGCUCUGAGAUCCCCCUUGGGACUCUGAAAUCCCAAGCUCUUUGCUAUUGGGUGGUGUGAACACGAAACCCAGGAUUCCGAAUAUGGGCUCAGGCCUGCACAAACUCUCCUCUGGGUCUGUGGUUUGUGUCUCCUAGCGUUGGCUCCCUCACAAAGAGGGUCAACACCCUUGGCCCCCAUCCAAAGCUCUAUGCUCACUAUCCAUCUGAAGAGGCAGCCAAAACCAAGUGAGAUACUGGAUAACCUUGGGCAGGCUGCCUCUGAUGCGGAUGAAAGCUGAGCUGACCAAGGGUCCCCACAGCUGCCCAGCUCCUCUGGCAGACGUAGUUCAGCACCAGGGAAGAUAGGACCCUCUCGACAGAACCAGGCCCCCAGACAAAGGAAGCAGGGGAGCUGUCCCUCAGACAAUGCUGAGCCAGGAACUCCAUCCAGCGGUAGUGGGGUCCAGACUGCUUACUCAUUUGAUGGACACUGCCCCAAGAAGGGAGGUACCUAGUUCCCCUAAGAUGAUCCUCCCGGUGUUCUGCAGGCUGUGACCAGGUGAAUCAGACCACAGGCUCGAACCACUGCCAACACCAAAGGAAUCCACAGCCACAGAAAAAGAGCGUCGUUGGACCUGUCCAGCUCCAAUCUGUCUCAAAUGCAGAGCUGGCAGAGGGCUGAUAUAGCUUGCCACACUUGGAUCACAAAGGACCCAGGAAAUUGGCCAGGUCCGCAUCCUACCUGAACCACUCUCCACUGUUCUUGUCACAAGGCAAAAGUGGUAUUCCUCCAAGGCCAGGGCUGGAUAAACCCCAGCUCUGGAUGCUGCUACCCUACUCUGCUGCCCCACCCCAUCCUCCAGUUUUUAUAUGAGGCUCCUUGGCAUUGUGACAUCCCCAUGGCAUAGUCUGAGAUGCACGAUAAAAUGGUUAUUUCUUUA